AUGUCGCCGCCGUCACCCUCCAAAUCGCCCGCCAAAUUUCCCAUGUCGCCGCCCAUGUCCCUCUUUCCAGUAAGCCCAGAGCGUGUAGCAAGCACGAAGCCGCCGUAUGGCACUCCAUCAGCUCAAUCGCCGUCACUACCCGACCUACGCACAUCACCUUUGCGUAAGCAUCGCCGCAACGACUCGGACGUCUCGGUGCAUGGCCUCGCCGCCAUGUUUGAGAACCUCGAAGUUAAGGAUUUCAAGGAAGCUCAAGCGAAGUACAUGGUGGCUCUGCAGAAAGAGAAAACAAAACACGCUGCCGAAAUCACGAAGAUGGAGCGCAAAUACCAGAUGAUGGAGCGCUACAGGGUCCGUGUAGACGAGCUUGAACACGAGCUGAAGAGGAAAGCCCAGGAACACGAUGGCUGCAUCGCGCGCGAUACGUACGACAAAUGUCGCAAGGAUAACCGCGAUGCGAUUGCCAAGUGGGAGAAUGCGUUCAAGCAUGUAGAAGAGCAAAGGGAGCAAAUGAAUGCAAAGAUAGCGAAACUGAGCCGCAACAAUGAGGUAGCCAUGGCUAAAGGUCAUGUCUAUAAGAAAGCCAUGCAGGAUGCGAAGGAUGAGGCUGCCCAUGUUAAGCCUCAGGUCGCCAUUCUCAGAGGCAAGAACGAAGGGCUUGAAAAGACACUGGCACGCGUGGAGUCAGACCUCAGGUUCUACAUGAAAGAAGCCGAGAAGUACAAGAAUGAGUGCUAUAUCCUGGACAUGCGAGUAAACGCCACCGAAACCCAUUUGGGCGAGGAACUUCACACGUUGAAGGAAAAGCUAAGCCUGGUUGAGGGAGAACGCGACGCGCUCAAGACGAGUUUGAAAGAGGAGGAAGUGCUGCGCAUCGCCGCUGAAGGCCAGAUCCCGCUUCCGUCAGCUACAACAGACGAGUAUGAUGAUUUUGGUUCCCCAGUACGAUCUCCGCGUAAACGGCAGUCCUUUGCACGGGACGAGGAGGACAAGGAGAACGUGGCGCCGAAGAAGGCGGCUGUAGAGCUCAAGCUCGCGCAGCAAGAGCUUGCCACGGAGAAGCGCCUUCGCGAGCGCGCACAAGAGCAGAUCGACUUUAUGAAGAUGGAGUGCCAGUUCCGUUGCUGCUCCUGUCGUAUUGCCGACUCCAAAGGUUCGGACUAUGUACACGACAACAGCUAUGCCGCUGCGAUAGACGCGAUCAAAGCUUCAUUCCCUGCCAUGACCCCUCCGCCUAGUGACCAUGGCGACGAACACAUGGAAGAUGUCAUCAAGUCUGAAGCAAUGACAGCUGAGCGGCCGAUCACUCCACCGGCAGAAGAAGUACAGCGCGAUGACCGCAGCGCGAAAUCUAUGGACCAGACUCUCGACACAGUCAUCGUCAAGCGUCCGACUAGCACAACACCCGAGCCAGCUGUGGCUUUCUCGCCAACCACUGGCACUUUCCGCUCUAUCUCAUCGGCGGAAAAGGUUGACCACUCAACACGAACAGUCCCUUCGGAAAAGCCUCAGCUGGUAUCAUCUGCAAUCACUGGAUUGGCUUCGCCUUGGGUUCCCAAUGCCCGUCGCCCUCAGUCUCGCGCUAGUAUUCAGGCUGAACAGAGAAAGUCGAAAUCAGGAAGCAUUCUCAUCCACGAAGACGCAGUCAUGGACAGCGAUGACGAUGAUGAGGAAAAUAAUGAACCUGAAAGCCCCUCACGGGAAACCUCAGAUCCUCCGGCGACUCCUUACCUCACUCGUACCAUCACGACGACCACGACGAUCCCACUGCACUUUUCUCCGGUUACGCCGGCUAUCAAGUCAGGGGUUGAACCUCUUACUCCCUCAACAGUCGCCCAUGCUCCCACAAAUGCGCCUACGCCAGUGCUCGGCGAGCUCAAUCUGAACAAGCUCCCCAUCGACAGAGAAGCUGCCCUUGAGGCGAUUAGGCAACGCCGUGGACGUGCUAGAAGCAUGGCUAUGGGUCAAGAGACACCUCGAAAGCAAAUGAUGGAAGGCGUGAAGGAGCGUAGAGACAUCAGCGCCCCAGUCUCAAGGGUGCGGCGAUGA
Didymosphaeria variabile is the source of this 2049-nucleotide messenger RNA. RefSeq lists its product as uncharacterized. Lineage: Eukaryota; Fungi; Ascomycota; Dothideomycetes; Pleosporales; Didymosphaeriaceae. The transcript has 2 exons. The record is from RefSeq and is a predicted model, not a curated record. The coding region runs from base 1 to 2049 and encodes 682 amino acids.